GCUGCUGGCAGAGACUGCGAGCAGAGAAACGUGCGGACGACGAGCCCUUCAACCAGAAGCCUCCGUUCACUUCUACAUCUUUGUGGGGGAUUUUACCAUAGUCAGAUCGAAGUAUUGUUCCCAAGACUGUUUGAUGUUGCAACUUGUUAAUCAGUUCAAACCCAUCUAAUAUCUGACCUACAAAAGGCGAAUCAUCCCUGUGCUGGAUCUCUGAGCCCUUUUAAUCAAUUUCAGCAGUUCGAUCUUCGUCUUAUUAAAAUUAAAGACAGAUACAGAGAUGGAUGAGCUGCAAGAUGUUCAGCUGACCGAGAUCAAGCCUCUGCUGACCUACAAGAACUCUCAGAACUUCCAAGACUUUGACUGUCAGGAGCAUGACAUUGAAACGCCCCAUGGUGUGCUCCAUGUGACCAUGAGGGGCAGCCCUAAAGGCAACUGCCCUGCCAUUCUCACCUACCAUGACAUCGGCCUCAACCACAAGUCCUGCUUCAACACCCUGUUUAACUUUGAGGACAUGAUGGAGAUCACUCAGCACUUUGCCGUCAUUCACGUAGACGCCCCUGGCCAGCAGGAGGCAGCACCCCCCUUUCCCACAGGGUACCAGUACCCUACCAUGGAUGAGCUGGCAGAGAUGUUAUCCUCAGUCCUGACUCAGCUGAAGGUGAACAGCGUGAUUGGCAUUGGUGUGGGAGCAGGUGCAUACAUCUUAAGCCGUUUUGCUCUGAUUCAGCCAUCCCUGGUAGAGGGGCUGGUUUUGAUCAAUGUGGACCCCUGCGCUGAGGGCUGGAUAGACUGGGCUGCUUCCAAGCUCACUGGGUGGACUAGCAAUCUAGUGGACACCGUGAUGUAUCAUCACUUCAGCACUGAGGAGCUGACUGACAACCAAGAACUGAUUCAGACGUACCGCCUGCACAUUGCCCAGGACAUCAACCAGGACAACUUGGCCCUUUUCUGUGGCUCGUACAAUGCCCGUCAAGACCUUGGAAUCGAGAGGCCAGUUGUUGGCCUCAAUGAAAACAUUGUGAAAACGCUGACAUGCCCUGCUCUUCUGGUGGUUGGAGACACUUCCCCUGCUGUGGAGGCUGUGGUUGAAUGCAACUCUAGGUUAAAUCCAACAAAGACCACCUUGCUGAAGAUGGCUGACUGUGGUGGUCUGCCUCAGGUUGUUCAGCCUGGAAAGUUGGCCGAAGCCUUCAAAUACUUUGUACAAGGAAUGGGAUACAUUCCUCAUGUUUUGCUCAGCCAUUUGAGCACUGAAUCAGUACCAGCGGCUGGCAUGACCCGUCUGUCUCGAUCCCGGUCCUCCUCCUCCAGCAUCACAUCCAUGGAUGGCUCACGCAGCCGCAACCUGAACAGCCCUCUGGACGGGCCCAACUCUGGAGUCCUGGACAACCAGGCCAGGCCACAAACCAUGGAGGUCUCCUGCUAAGGAAUCUGCUGUCUUCUGUCCUUUCACCCCUCACCUCCUGUUAUUUGUGUCCUAGAUACCUACAUGUUUCUAAUGCCUUUAAUAGUGAGGUAGGGGAGGCUCGAAGGAAAUGUAUUAUAUGCUGAAGGUAUGCAUAAUGAAUAUAUACAGAUGUUACUAUACGCUAGCCACAUUUUCAAUCAUAAAAGCAGAUACAAUUAAAGACUAAUAUAUAUUUACACAUGAAGGGUCUUCCAUCAUGCUUUUUAUUUUCAUUUUUUUUUACCACGGUUUGUGUUACAUGGAAUUAAUUCCACCUCUUUUAUGAGCCACACUCACAUAAAGGAAAACACAUGCAUUAAAAAAAUGUUUUUUAUGUUUUAUGGUGUGACCUGUGACAUUUCCUGUGCUCUUAUCGUGCUACACUGUGUGCUAUUGUUUAAUUUGUUAUGUCUUACAAAUGUGUUUUGUUGUUGAAUACACUUUCCUGUUCAUCAUAUGAAUGUAAUGAAUGUUCAGUAACUGACUUUUGUUGUAUUUAUAUUAAAAACUCUAAUGGGUUAUACUAAAAAACAUCAACCAUUAGAACACAAUUGCUUGUAAUGACUCGUCAGACAAAAGAAGUGGAAUAUUAUUCUUUAUUUACAUUUUAAUAAUUGUUUCUUUUUAUUUUUUUUUUAAAUUACAUUAAGCCAUCACCCUUUUAAAUGUUCAAACACAAAAGUAGCAUGGACUUAGUUUGUACAUUAAUUAACCAUUUUUUUUAACAUAAUAAUUCUUAAUCAAAACAUUAAUAAAUGCACACAUGGAAUGACAGAUGUAUACGAGUACGAAAUGGUGUCUGACAAAGUCACUGUCCACUGAUUCUCAAUUACAAAAUAAAGUUAGAUCAUGGAAAAUAA
Molecule: messenger RNA, 2307 nt
Organism: Pimephales promelas (fathead minnow)
Lineage: Eukaryota; Metazoa; Chordata; Actinopteri; Cypriniformes; Leuciscidae
Gene: ndrg3a
Product: ndrg family member 3a
Source: RefSeq, a predicted model, not a curated record